AUGAAGUUGCUACUGUACAGCUUGCUGCUCAGCGCGGUGGCUUCACUGGCUACCUUCGCGUCCGCCCAGAAGACCGUGACCGCGGUUCAUAACGGAGAUGUUGGCAAGCAUACGAACAAUUGGGCCAUCUUGGUUGACACCUCGAGAUACUGGUUCAAUUAUAGACACAUGGCCAAUACGCUCGCAAUGUACAGGACGAUCAAGCGUCUAGGUAUACCUGAUUCCAACAUCAUUCUCAUGCUUGCGGACGAUGUCGCUUGUAAUCCUAGGAAUCCAUUACCUGGGAAAGUGUAUGCAAAUGCGGGAAGACAUUUAGACCUCUAUGGAGAAGGGAUUGAAGUGGAUUACAGAGGAUACGAGGUGACGGUAGAGUCGUUUCUCAGAUUGUUGACGGGCCGACAUCCUGAUCAUACACCUCGAUCCAAACGACUGCUCUCUGACUCGAGUUCCAACGUCUUCAUCUACAUGACUGGACAUGGUGGUGUGGAAUUCCUAAAGUUUCAAGACAACGAGGAGAUCUCUGCAUUUGACGUAGCGGAUGCUAUUGAACAAAUGUCUGAGAAGAAACGAUUCAACAAGUUGUUGUUCAUGACGGAUACAUGUCAGGCAGCGACCAUGUACUCAAAGAUUUACUCUCCCAAUGUCAUUUCCACGGCUUGUUCUCAGAUUGGAGAGAACUCAUAUUCGCAUCAUAACGACAUGGAGAUUGGCUGCGCUGUGAUUGACGCGUAUACCCAUCACGUUUUGAAUUAUCUAGAAACGAUCAACAAGACUUCAAAGCAGACUCUGCAGGAUCUAUUCGACGACUAUGAUCCUGUCAAGAUGCUCUCCAAUCCUGGAAUCUCGACCGAAUUAUCCGAUGUCCCACCGGCAGAAAUACUAGUGACGGACUUCUUUGGCGGAGUCGCUAGUGUAGAAAUGACCGUGCCUUCUUUGGUCAUCGAAUUCGCAGACGACAUCAAAUGGCCAGAGGCGAAGAAGCGUGCGCCUCGACAUGCUGAACUCGAUCGAACACCUUAUCGCCGAGCUAGACCGUCGACUCCUCAGAGCCUUCGCCCGACCAACCUCGACACUUCGAUCAUGAAGGGUGGCAAUACUUCGCCAUUAGCUAUCGUCUUUCCUAUCUUGAUCUCAAUUGGCGUAUUGACGUUGACGGCUCGGACAAUCAUGUCAGUGUCAUAG
Molecule: messenger RNA, 1182 nt
Organism: Kockovaella imperatae
Lineage: Eukaryota; Fungi; Basidiomycota; Tremellomycetes; Tremellales; Cuniculitremaceae
Product: peptidase C13 family-domain-containing protein
Exons: 5
Coding region: 1-1182 (393 amino acids)
Biological process (GO): protein localization to cell surface; attachment of GPI anchor to protein; proteolysis
Cellular component (GO): GPI-anchor transamidase complex
Molecular function (GO): GPI-anchor transamidase activity
Source: RefSeq, a predicted model, not a curated record